Molecule: messenger RNA, 1149 nt
Organism: Colletotrichum truncatum
Lineage: Eukaryota; Fungi; Ascomycota; Sordariomycetes; Glomerellales; Glomerellaceae
Source: RefSeq, a predicted model, not a curated record
AUGGGCUGGACGUACGGCACAAGCGACGAUGUGCUAACCGACGGCCCUAGAAUUGCGGCGGUCAGUAUAACCGUGACAUCCAUCGCGCUUAUACUGGUGUGCUUGAGAUGGUACGUCAGGACGACAGUGGUCAAAGCUGUCGGCUAUGACGACUGGUUGAUCAUUGUCUCUUGGCUCGGAGCUUGCGGCUACACGAUCUGUAGCGUAAUCCGUAUGGACUACUUCCUAGCCCCUUUUCUCGAUAAUGAAUCUAACAAACCAUCAGAGACGAAAUGGGGUCUUGGUAUUAAAAUCAUCGAUGACAUGCCGCCACAGAAUGUCUUGCAAUUUGGCAAGCUUCAAUACAUGGGUGGUCCCUUUUAUGUGCUUGGUAUCUGGGGCUUCAAAAUGAGCCUGCUUUUCUCCUACUUGCGAUUCUUCCCGGCCGGACCUUAUCGGAUUACAACCAUUAUCGUCGCCACAGCAUGCACAAUGGGUCAUAUUGCCUUUAUUUGUGUCUUUCUCUUCCUGUGCACACCAAUCGAGAAACAAUAUGACCCAACGAUCCCCCCUGAGGUGGGCCAUUGCGUAGAUGCUAUAGCAUUCUACUUGUCAUUUUCCUCCUUGACUAUAGUCUUUGAUGUUGUCAUUAUGCUACUACCCUUUCCUGUCAUCCUCACAUCUCAGAUUCAACGGCGGAAGAAAUAUGUUCUCCUUGGUCUCUUCAUCCUCGGUGUCUUCGUCACCGUUAUUCAAGCGAUCCGAAUCCAGACUAUCCAGAACCUUGUCAACUAUCUCGACUCUGCCAGAGCUAUCGAAUGGUCCAUUGUCGAGACUGAUACCGGCAUCAUAAUCGCGUGUAUCCCGACUCUAGCACCGUUAGUCAAGUACUUUGCCGAGAAAAGUCGAAGUAGCACUGCCGGCGGGUCGGGGCAAAAGAGUUCGAGAUAUGCGCUGCAGAGUUGGAGGACCGCCAGGACGGGUAUGCAGCCACUUGGAACCGGUGUCGACCGAGAGACCUCGGUCAGCGCUAGUCGGGCAACGGAACCCGAUGAUAGCACUGACAAUAUCCUGGAGCCGGCGGGUAUCACGAAGAGAACUGAGGUGCACGUGUCAGCACAGGAUGCUUGGACAGGCAAGGAAGAUAGGCACGAAGAUCAGCGGGUCUAA